Drosophila rhopaloa is the source of this 2214-nucleotide messenger RNA. RefSeq lists its product as uncharacterized. The record is from RefSeq and is a predicted model, not a curated record. The coding region runs from base 376 to 1686 and encodes 436 amino acids. Lineage: Eukaryota; Metazoa; Arthropoda; Insecta; Diptera; Drosophilidae. The transcript is spliced from 6 exons. Gene Ontology annotation, biological process: regulation of DNA-templated transcription. Gene Ontology annotation, molecular function: protein binding.
UUGAGGCGAGCGGUUCUUGCGCGCGCUUCCCCAUCGCCUAACUCUUUAACAGCGAUCAGCUACUAACCCACAGCAGAGACUCAGUAGAAGUCGUAAUCGCAAUCGUAAUCGUCGCGAGCGCAGAGUUCUGAGAGUGUUGUGCCAAUAGAGAUUAAAGACAGACAAUUGUAAAUAAUCGAAAAAAAAAGAAAUAAUAUUUAAAAACUAAAAACAGUAAGCAUUAACCAGCUGAUUGAUUGUGGGCGUUGCACGUUCAAUUCUGAUUCACACUCGGGAAUAAAUCCAGCAUCGAUCAGGGGACUUACGGAUACUCAAACGCCGCAUUGCACUUCCAAGCAGAAGGAAACGAAUCAAGCGAGCAGACAGACGGACAAGAUGAUUUCUCGCCGCAAGAUCAUAUCGCGUUCCCUGGACAAUUUGGAUGCCAUCGGGCAAGAGGAGCAGGAGGAAGACGUCUGGAACGAUCGCGAGAAGCUCUUCAGGGAUCACAUCAACGAGGUUCUGUCCAAGUGGGAGCAGAUCGAUGACGAGAUCUGGGCCAAGAUAAUCGUCUUCGAAAAGAAUCGACGCGUGGCCAAGGCCUACGCCCGCUCCUCUGUGAUAACCAUAAAUGGAUCCAAGAACGGAUUCGAUGGAGUGCGAAUUGGCCUGAAUGGCUUCGACAAUCCCAUGCGUGAUGCCGAGACGAAGGUGAUCAAAAAGUCGAUUGGUGAUGGUUUUAAGAUCAAAAUGGACGACAUUGGCAAUAUAUUCAUUAAGAGGUACGGCAAGAGCAGCGUCUACGUGAACAGCACAUCGCAGGGAAACGAGGAGACGGUGAUCGGCGGCGACAUAAUCCAGAUGCCCCAGAUGUCCCUCACCUCCGGAACUUCGGGCAGACUGUUCGACAUGAAGAAGUUCCAGACGAACAUAAACCGUGAAUUUGCGCGAUCCUAUCCGGAACGUGGAAGAUUGGAGCGCCAGUGCCUGUCGGCCGUUUCGCUGGUCAAGUCAAACAACAAUCUAAUCAACUCCCCCGUCUGGAUACUCGUGGUCAAUGUGGUGGCCAUGGACAUGUUGAGGAGUCGCCUCCAAAGCAUUCCCAAGUCGCUGGAUGCGAUGGGCAUGCGAGUGCCGCUGACCAACAGCAGCGAGGAUCCCUACUCCACCAUCGAGAGCCAGGUGGGAUUGAUCUAUCCCACGCCCGCCGCCUCCGAUGAUUCGCAGAACUCACAGAACUCCCAGAAUUCGAGCAACUCCAGCAAGGGACGUCGCAGCAUCUUCAGUGCCGCCUUCCUCAACGAGGGUCCCUAUGUGCCCAAGCCGGACUACGAGGCCGGUGGAUCGCUGAUGCCCAUUUAUGCGGACAAGAAGCGGCAGAAGAGCAGCGGGGCGCAGCAGCGGAAGAAGCAGGACGAUCCGUACUACUGCGGUCUUCUGGCGAGGAUUCCCAACUUCAUCAAGUCCUCGAAGCAGCCGUGCUCCGCCAGCAAGCCGAAGAAGGAGCCAAAGAUCUCGCGGAAGAUCUCGGCGCAGCAUCAGCACCAGCAUCAGCAUCAGCAAUUCCUGCAGCCGGCGCAACCCAUUCCCAUCGCCACCUUCCACCACUCGUACUUCCCCUACAAACUCUACCCCCCGCAGCACCGUCUCUCCCAGUCGCAAAUGUCCCUCUGGGAUGCACGUAGUCUGAUCAGCGCACAUGAAUGAUCACCUUGGCUGGCCCUAAUUUAUUCAACGUCUAGCAUUAAUUCUACAAUUAUUUAGUCAAAGCCUACGUUUUAGUUUUGGUCAGUGGAGGAUCAUUGGACCAUCGGAUCAUCGGAUUUUGGAGUGCAUUUCGCUCAGUUUUGUGAUAAAUGCAGCGAAAUGCAGCCAUUUAGCGUACACCAGUUAAUACGCCCUAACUCUAAUUAACCGCAGUUAACUUUAAGGCAAGCAGAGAGAUUUAAUGAUUAUGCAAUUUGUAAUGAGUAAUUAAAAUUUUGCCAUAGUUUCUUAAAUCGUUUAAGACUGAGAGAAUGUCCUAGAGCCCACGAAAAGCGCACGAAGAGAUUGGCGGAGAGUCGAGAAUGGGGGCAGAGAAUGUCAUAAGCAAAUUAAUUGCUACUUUAGGCGAGUUCAAUUUAUUGUUUUCUUAUUAUUUUUUGCUGUACAUACAAUUCAUAUGUAAAUAAGUUCGAAUUAAAAACAUGUAAACGAUAUUAGUAUGCAUUAAAAGAAAGUUCUAAAAGUCAA